GCGGCGGGGCGCGAUGGCGAAAGUGCUGGCGGCCCUGAGGAACCACUGGAAGAAAUCCACCUUCGGGGCCUGCCUGCUGGGCUGGGGCGGACACUGGCUCUAUGGGAAGCACUGUGAUAACCUGCUACGAAGAGCUGCAUGCCAAGAAGCCCAGGCUUUUGGCAACCAGCUGAUCCCUGCUACUAUGCCAUUGAAGAAAGCAACAGUCUUCCUCAACCCAGCAGCUUGUAAAGGCAAAGCUGGGAACCUUUUUGAAAAGAAUGCUGCACCAAUUUUACACUUAUCUGGCUUGGAUGUAACUGUGGUUAAGACUGAUUAUGAGGGACAAGCAAAAAAGCUUCUGGAAUUAAUGGAAAACACAGAUCUGAUCAUUAUUGCAGGAGGAGAUGGCACAGUCCAAGAGGUCAUAACUGGACUUCUCCGUAGAGCAGAUGAGGCUGCCUUCAGUAAGAUUCCUAUAGGAUUCAUACCCCUUGGAAAAACUUGCACUUUGAGCCACACACUGUAUCCUGAGAGCACGAAUCAAGUCCAACAUAUUACUAAUGCUACAUUGGCCAUUUUGAAAGGAGAGACAGUUCCACUUGAUGUGUUGCAGAUCAAGGGAGAAAAGGAGCAGCCUGUGUUUGCAGUCUCUGGUUUAAGAUGGGGAUCUUACAGAGAUGCAGGAGUUAAAGUUAGCAAGUACUGGUACCUUGGACCUCUGAAAACCAAAGCAGCUCAUUUUUUCAGUACAUUUAAGGAGUGGCCUCAGAAGCAUCAAGCUGCUCUCAUAUACCUGGGUCCAACUGAGAGACCUCCAGAAGAGCCAGAGAAGGAGUCAUCCAGACUUCCUUUUCAUGUGAGGCUUUACAGACGGCUUCUUUCGUUCUGGUCACGUCCAAAAGAAGUCUCCCAGGAGGUAGCCCCAGAGGACUGGGAAGAGGUGAAGCUGUCCACCAUUGAGCUUUCCAUUGCAACUCGGAACAGACAGCUUGAUCUAACACGCACUGAGGACUUCAUGGACAUUUGCAUCGAAGCAGAGAGUGUCAGCAAAGGGCAGUUUGUUCACAGAGGCUUCUGGAUAUGAAAAUGAGGGUCCAGUUGUGUGUUACAUGCAGUAAGUGUUGUGGUUCUCUCUCUGCCUGUAUUUUUGUGGUUCAGCAUAGAGUAGGUUGCAACAGUCAAUGGAAGCUUGCUGUUAGACUUCUGGUCUUGUUCCUAUUUCACAUUGCUGUCUGGUCUAGAGUGAGGAACAGAAUCUAAGGGAAAUGAAUUACGAUUUUUUUUUAUGCUGGACCACUAGAGGAGCAAUUUCUACAAGUGCAGUUGUGUCUUAUUUGCUUCUACCAGUAUUCUACUUUGAUUGAUCUUUAAUUCUAUGUCUUGGCUCUUUUGAGCUUACCUUGACCCGACAAUGAAGGCAUAUGUGCCUUCAUUGACCAAAAAUAUCUGCUCUCUCACCAGAGUAUGCCUUGUAUGUAUUUAGUAUCUAGGACCUUGUAUGAUAAAUUCCAAGCAGGUUAAAAUUUAAGUGGGGAAUGUUGCUGCUUGUUUGUACAGCACUGUAUAAACUGACUGUAUUGCAUACCAUCAAAGAUUUAUAAUUUAUAUUGCUGGAGGAUGUUUCAUUCCCUCACAGUCACUCAUCAAUCUUUCAGUGUAUACAUAUUUGAUUAAAACCAAACUUUCCACAGUUAA
Messenger RNA from Cyanistes caeruleus (blue tit), 1677 nucleotides. Lineage: Eukaryota; Metazoa; Chordata; Aves; Passeriformes; Paridae. The record is from RefSeq and is a predicted model, not a curated record.